AUGCCUGCCGUCAAGGAGCAGGUCCUCAGCCGCGUGCCCGUCAUCGGCAGCAAGCUCGCCGGCUAUGCUGCUGCCGCGCGCACCCAGCAGAGCGAGCCGACGGGCCGCAAGGCGGCGGGCCUCGACAUCAUCGACAUACGCCGCGACAAGGUCGAGAUAAACCUCAAGGACGAGCUCGCCGCGCUCUUCAACCCGACCGAUGGGACUGGCUCCCGGGCGCUGCCUACGCUAUUGCUAUACGACGCCAAGGGGCUGCAGCUAUUUGAAGAUAUCACAUAUCUGGACGAGUACUACCUCACCAACUACGAAAUCGAGCUGCUCAAGCGGUCGUCGGCCGAGCUCGCGAGCAAGAUCCCGGCGGGGUCCAUGGUGAUUGAACUGGGGAGCGGCAACCUGCGCAAGGUGUGCCUCCUCCUGCAGGCGUUUGAGGACCAGGCCAAGCCUAUCGACUACUACGCCCUCGACCUGUCGCAGAAGGAGCUCGAGCGCACCCUCGCACACGUGCCGGCUUUUCAGCACGUCUCCUGCCACGGCCUGCUGGGCACGUACGACGACGGCAAGGAGUGGCUGAAGCAGCAGGAGCUGCUGCGCCGCCCCAAGUGCAUCCUCCAUCUGGGAUCGAGUAUCGGAAACUUCAACCGUGAAGAUGGCGCCGAGUUUCUGCAGGACUUUGCGGACCUGCUGCAGUCUGAAAACGACUAUAUGAUUGUCGGGCUCGACUCUUGCGGCGACCCGGACAAGAUCUAUCGCGCAUAUAACGACAGCAAAGGCAUUACACACCAGUUCAUCCUCAACGGCCUCGCGCACGCCAAUGAGAUAUACGGCGAACAGGUUUUCGACGUCGACGAGUGGACUGUCAUCGGCGAGUACGUCUACGACGACCAGGGCGGUCGCCACCAGGCCUUUGUUGCUCCCGUCCGCGAGACCACCGUCCUCGGCUCCGUCGUCAAGGCCCGCGAGCGGGUCAAGAUCGAGCAAAGCCUCAAGUACUCCAAGUUUGGCGCGGACACGCUCUGGAAGGCGGCCGGCCUCGUCGAGGAAGCUGUGUGGACGCGCAACGGCGAGUAUGGCCUCCACAUGCUCAAGCGAGCAAAGCUCCCCUUCAGCCGCGUGCCCAGCAUCUACGCCGCCAGGCCCCUCCCCUCCAUGCAAGACUGGGAGGCCCUGUGGCAGGCCUGGGACGUCGUCACGCGGGGCAUGCUCCCCGAGCAGGAGCUCAACGAGAAGCCCAUCAAGCUGCGCAACGCCUGCAUCUUCUACCUGGGCCACAUCCCGACCUUCCUCGACAUCCAGCUGGCCAAGACGACGGGCGAGCCGCACACCGAGCCCGCCAGCUUCGUCUCCAUCUUCGAGCGCGGCAUCGACCCGGACGUCGACAACCCGGAGAAGUGCCACGACCACUCGGCCAUCCCGGACGAGUGGCCGCCCGCCGCGGAGAUUAUUGCGUAUCAGGACCGCGUGCGGGAUCGCCUGCGUCGAUUGUAUGCGCAGGGGCCGGAUGCGAUUCCUCGUGGGGUGGGACGCGGCGUGUGGGUGGGCUUUGAGCAUGAGCUCAUGCACAUUGAGACGCUGCUAUAUAUGAUGCUGCAGAGCGAUCGCACGUUGCCGCCGCCGCAUGCCGCGACGCCCGACUUUGAGAUGAUGGCCAAGAAGGCGUUUGAGGCGCGUGUUGCCAAUGAGUGGUUCGAUGUGCCCGCGCAGACCAUCACGAUUGGCAUGGACGACCCCGAGGAUGGCACUGACACGUCUCGCUACUAUGGCUGGGACAACGAGAAGCCCGCUCGAAAGGAGGCUGUCCAUGCCUUCCAAGCCAAGGGUCGUCCCAUCACCAACGAAGAGUACGCAAAGUUCAUGUACGACACCAACGUGUCCCAAAUCCCCGCCUCCUGGUCCACCACCCCGCCGCCCACGCCGCCAUCCCGCAACGGCGCCGAUACCAACGGCGCCGAUACCAACGGCACAAACAUAAACACCAACGGCAACGGCCACGGCGGGCACAACGGCAACGGCACGACCAACGGCGUCAACGGCGCCAACGGGCACGGCCGCUCGCCCUCGGCCGCCGGCGGCGGCAGCGGCAUCCUCUCGGCGCUGCCGGAGGCCUUCCUGCGCGACAAGGCGGUGCGCACCGUGUACGGCCUCGUGCCGCUGCGCCUGGCGCUCGACUGGCCCGUCUUUGCGUCGUACGACGAGCUCGCGCGCUGCGCGUCGUGGAUGGGCGGCCGCGUGCCCACGUUUGAGGAGGCGCGCAGCAUUUAUGCGUAUGUGGAUGCGCAGAGGGAGGUGUCGACGCAUAGCAAGCUGGCGAACAAGGUUCCUGCCGUGAAUGGUCACCUCGUCAACGACGGCGUCGAGGAAACGCCCCCAUCCCUAUCCCCCGUCGACGACAGCUCCUCCGCACAGGAGCAGCUGUUCGUCGACCUCGCCCGCGCCGGCGCCAACGUCGGCUUCAAGCGCUGGCACCCCGUGCCCGUCACGCACUUGGGCGGGCGGCUCGCGGGCCAGGCCGGCAUGGGCGGCGCCUGGGAGUGGACCAGCUCCCCGCUGCGCCGCCACGAGGGCUUCGCCCCCAUGGCCCUCUACCCGGCCUACACGGCCGACUUCUUCGACGGCAAGCACAACGUCGUCCUGGGCGGCUCGUGGGCCACGCACCCGCGCAUCGCCGGCAGGCGCAGCUUCGUCAACUGGUAUCAGCGCAACUACCCCUAUGCGUGGGUCGGCGCGCGGGUGGUGCGGGAUGUGCAGUGA
Molecule: messenger RNA, 2748 nt
Organism: Purpureocillium lilacinum
Lineage: Eukaryota; Fungi; Ascomycota; Sordariomycetes; Hypocreales; Ophiocordycipitaceae
Product: ergothioneine biosynthesis protein 1
Source: RefSeq, a predicted model, not a curated record